This is a messenger RNA of Eupeodes corollae, 3144 nucleotides long. RefSeq lists its product as uncharacterized. The transcript has 6 exons. Lineage: Eukaryota; Metazoa; Arthropoda; Insecta; Diptera; Syrphidae. The coding region runs from base 1458 to 3053 and encodes 531 amino acids. The record is from RefSeq and is a predicted model, not a curated record.
GUAUUUUUAAAAAACUGCCAUCACUACACUUUUUUUGAAUUGAAUCAAAUUUUUUUGGUUGGUUACAGAAAGAAAAACACGUACAAAUUCCACAAUCUAAGACAAUAUUAACAACAAUUCAGAUUGCUUUAGAUGCAAAUAAAACUGCAAAAUUCGUCAUAACUUUGUUUUUUUUUUUUUUCGAUUUUAGGGGUAAUUUAAACGACUGUCCGUCCAACUCUUAAAAUGAAAUUGGGUCAAGAAAUUUAAACUUUGUUUCAUUUUCAUAUUUUUGCAACCAAAAAUUUUAGAAUUAAAAAAGGAUUUUUUUUGUGAACAUAUUUAUGUUUAUUGCCCGAUUCCUUUAAGUUAAAGAAAAACAUAUUAUAAAUAAUAAAAUAAACAUGAAACCAUUCUUCCCGAAAAAAAAAUAAUUUAAACAGUUAAUUGUUCGAUAAUAUGACGAUAUAAUUAUUACUAUUACAAUUCCUAGCAAGAACCUACCAUUCAAAAUAUGGUUAAGAGGUCAACAAAAGCGAUGGUACACCAUGCGUCUUGUUUCAGCAUAUACAUAUAUGUACAUAUGUACAAAUCAACAUAAGCGGGGAUUGUUGUAUUAAAUUAGGCGUCGGAAAUUAUUCUUAGAGAAUUGCAUGUGCGUAGUUAUUAUUUUUUUCUUAAAAUACAUUCAUUCAUAAAUUAUCGUAGUUCCAGAAAUUCAUACGCAUAUACCUAGAAUUACAUUAACUUGUUUAUUUGCAUGAUUUAAAAAUGUGUACAUUCAGCAAACUGAUUCUUCCUUUUACGCAAGGAAAAUAAUUACAAACAAAUUAUUAAUAAAAAUGUUUUAUAAAUUAGAAAGUUUGAGCAUAACGCAGAAACUAUUUUAAGGUGUAUAGACAUAUAUGUAUAUGAAAUGUCCCUUUAUUAUCAUUAAUUAGUAUAUAUGUUUCCAUACUUGAAUUCGGAACACGAGGAAAAGAAUAAAAGUUAAUACGAAGUCUAACAAAGCAAGAGUCUAUUUUUAAUUGAGUGAUUUGUAAACAAUUUUGUACUUUAAUAUUUUUUUUAUAAUUUAUGAUUCAGUUCUUAAUUAAAAUGUUUUGUUUAAUAAAUUUGUUUAUAAGCACAUAAUAUUAUUAUAAUUUAUUAUAUCAAGUUUUACUUCAUUCAAGAAGAGAGAUAAUGUUCUUCUUUCUACGUCCAUGAAAAAAUGUGUAAAUAUAAUAAGUUAAGUUGCACAAGAUCUAAGAACCUGUACUCAUUCCGGUAUGUGAAAGUAGUACGAGUACCACUGACAUUGAAACAACAUGCACAGAAAAAGCACAAGUAAGAAAUACAUUAGAGAGUUAGGAAGUAAAAAAGAAAUGUGCAAUCAAUACUUAUCUUUCAAUUUUCUGUUGAAGCCGUGUCUGAUAGUUCAUGAAAAGGGAAUGAUUUUUGAAACUGCACAAAUUUAAUCGAAGAGUUGUAAAAUCAUGCUUUUUUAUUUGUGGAUAGUGUGUAUUACAUGGGACAUCAGCCUCUUGUCCGUGGACGCUGAUGUUAGAGGCAAUUCAUGGCAUUUAUUUAAAAAUAUCGAUAUUUGGAGUUCCGCAAACGAUUCGAAGAAUAUAAAAGACGGUAAAUACUUUCUAUUUGGAAAAAAUACGUUAUUAAAACAGGCGGAUAUUAAUAAGAGGAGAGAAAAAGUGUUUCAUUUGUUUCCGGUUCCUGUGGAUGGAGAGUGUCUUUCGAAUGAUGGCAGAAGAACUGGGGUAUGUGUAAAUGUAUACGAAUGUCGUUUAAAAGGAGGGAUUGCCCAGGGCGAAUGUUCCAUGGGAUUUGGUGUAUGUUGCAUAUUCUUAGCUACUUGUGACCAGACCAUACGCAACAAUAUAACGUAUUUGGUAUCGCCAAAUUUUCCCAGCUCAAUGCCUCAAAACUUCACUUCCUGCAAGUACAAGCUUAAACUGAUGGACUCAAAUGUGAGUCAAAUACGCAUUGACUUUAAUCAUUUCUCACUUGGACAGCCUAAUAGAAGAACAGGAAUUUGUGAUGGAGAUACGUUUAAUGUAAGUGGCGGCCCAUCAGGAAGCUUUAUACUCUGCGGCCAAAAUAGUGGUCAACAUGUAUACUACGGAGUUGAAAGACGCGAAACCGAUAUUCCUACUCGUAAAAGGCUUCAGACUCAAAUGCUCGAAAAUAAUCACACAAUGACAAAAAGUUCUCUAAAUGAUGACGACAUAAUUGAAAUAACUAUGAAUUUUUCCAACCGGUUUUCGCCUAUACGAUUUUGGGAGAUACGUAUUGCACAAAUUCUAUUUAGUCAAAGAGCUCCUGCAAACUGCCUUCAAUAUUAUACUGGACAUGAAGGUGUCAUACAGACAUUUAACUUCGCUGACAAUGGCCGUCACCUAGCAAAUCAAGACUAUAAAUCUUGUAUUCGACAAGAAGAUAAAAUGUGUUCUAUAAUAUAUCAACCUUGUGAUGACCACUCAUUUAAAAUAGGUCCAUCAAAGCUAAAUACUCAACAACAGAAUAAUGUUAUAAUUGGAGAUUCUGUACCUGAUGAGACUCCUCAAGUCAAUUUUUCUACACAAAACUCAACAUUUUUCCAAGACCAACAAUCCUCGUAUACAAACUCCGUACAAACAGACAACCGGACAACUACGACUGUUACUCCUGCUUUAGCUGAUGCUGAGGGAUCAGGAGAAGAAAACUUACAAUUUACAACCACUGCAAAACCAUCGCGUGGAGGAUUUGAUAUUUUGUCAAUUUUUCGGAGCGCAUUUAGCUUUCGAAAAUUAGCUCGAUCUGCGACUACAAGACAAUUUUUUACUACAUGCAAUGAUCGGAUUACUAUGCCUUGCAUAAUCGAAGACUUUGUUGAUGUUGGAAUGGGUCCAUUGCCAGGGUGUGAGCCGGUUCAUUGUGGAAACCAGUUCUGCACGUCAAAUGUUAAACCUUGUCGUAUAGAGUCUACAGUAACACCUUUUUACUUGGGUGUGCACUUUGGAAAAGGAGUUGGUAAGGGAAGCGCGGAAGAAAACAUUGGAGCAUGCAUUCGGUAUACACAGGUCCAAUGUCUUUAAGCUGAAUAAUCUUAAUAAUUUAUUGUUUUAUGUUAUGAAAUAAAAAGAUUAUAAUGACUAAAAAUAAAAAAAAUUGAUAACGGCUAUUUUG